Trichoderma reesei QM6a is the source of this 1584-nucleotide messenger RNA. RefSeq lists its product as uncharacterized. Gene Ontology annotation, molecular function: nucleosome binding; histone binding. Bases 1 to 1584 code for a protein of 527 amino acids. The transcript has 3 exons. The record is from RefSeq and is a predicted model, not a curated record. NCBI's taxonomy places the organism in Eukaryota, Fungi, Ascomycota, Sordariomycetes, Hypocreales, Hypocreaceae.
AUGGCCCAGUCGCUUAACACGCAGCGGAUAUCCGCCGUCUUCCAGGCUCGGCCAGACAUCAUCGCCAGCAUCAAGCAAGCUGCAGGCCCAGAUUCUCCCAGCCGAAUUGCCUUGUUCAACAACAUUGCCGACCACGUCUACGAGCGAUUGCAGGAGAACGGAGAGCCCGCGCAAAAGAAGAGGAAAUUCGGCGCAGAACAGCAAGCGAAUGGCAGUCCGAACAGCCAAGCGGUGCUGUCGAAUGCAGCAGACGAGGAUGUCCUCUUAGAGGUCAAAGAGAUUUCUGUUGUUGUUCCGCAGAGGAAGAAGCUCGAGAUCUGCUUCACAGCGAACCACUUAUAUGCUAGGGCCCCUGGCACAACAGCUCCUCUUCCGGGCAUUAGCUACGCGUGGAGGGAUAUUGCAGAAUAUGCCUUCUUCCUCCCCGUCCCUGACAAGGCGCAGGUUCAACACAACUACGUGAUAUUCCCCAAAGGGACUUGUCUGCCCACCAAGGCAGGUAACCCUCCGUCCGCGGAGCCGUUCGUCUUCACCGUCCCCAUCACUGCCCCGAAGCAAGGAACGAUUGGAGGAUCAGAGUCAGGGGCUGCGGCCGCUGUAUCAGACACAUACAAGUCUUUAUUCCACUGGGCGCUGAGCAGGCAAUUGCAAGCUGCUGGUAGUGCCGUGAAAAUCGUCUCUGCCGAUUCAAACAAGUUCCGCAGCAUGGUGCGCCAACCUCACCGGCCCAAUGAAAUAGCAGUCCACGUCAGCGGCUUUAGGGGUUCAAAGGACGGCUUCCUCUUCUUCCUCGAGAAUGGCAUCUUGUGGGGAUUCAAGAAGCCGAUCAUCUUCAUCCCAACCAACCGCAUUGCCGCAAUCAGUUACACGAACAUUCUCCAAAUCACGUUCAACAUGGUGGUGGAGGUCUUCAUCGACGAGGACGGCAACACAGAGGAGCUGGAAUUUGGCAUGCUGGACCAGCAAGAUUACGGCGGCAUCGACGACUACGUCAAGAUGAAUGGUCUUCAGGACAGGAGCAUGGCUGAGCAGAGGAAAGCGAAGCUGCAGCUGGCCGAGAACAAGGGCCCCAAGAAGAAGGACGGGGAAGCCGAGAAUGGCGAUGCUGGGGCCGGUGAGGGAGAGGGAGACGGCAUGACGGAGCUGGAGCGCGCACAGCUUGAGGCCGAGCAGCAACUGCAAGAUGAUGAAGACGAAGACGAAGAAGACUAUGACCCUGGCAGCGAGGGCGAUAGCGAAGGGUCAGGCUCUUCUAGUGAUGAUGACGAUGACGAUGACGACGAAGACGAGGAGGAUGAUGACGAAGAUGAUGGGGACGAGGGAGAAGGCGAGGGCGAACCGGAGGAGGAAGAGACAAAGAUGAAAGAAGAACCACCGAAGCCUGUUGCUGCACCAGCAAAGCCAGCCAGGGCCGCAAGGGCACCGAGGUCAGCGAAGCCCGCUGCAGAGCCGGCUACGAAAGAGGUCAAGACGGAGACACCAAGCGUGCCCGUCAGGAGCGGCUGGGCGGCUUUCACCUCCAGACCAGCAGCCCCUGACGUGGAAAUGGCCGAGGGCGACGAAGAAAAAUUCGAGGUGGUGUAA